AGUCCCUCUCCCACUCCUUAAAACAAUCAUCAAAAUUUCUGAAGCAUGGCUUGAGGAGGCCGAAAAUGUCUUCAUCACAUCAAAGUGGCCCAAUGAGAAAGAGCCAUCUUCCAUUGCUGCUUGUCUAGAGUCGCUACAUAAACACAAGCACCAAUUCAUGGAGAAGAAGCAGCCUCAUCUCUUCUCUGCAAAGCUCCUCAAACUCGCCUUCUUCACAGUGGUGGUGGUGAGCUUCCGUGGCCUCAGCCAUGGCCACCCACUCGACCAAGCUGGAGCUCUGAAGGCUUUAUGGAAGGCUAAAAGAAGAAAUAAUGCUGUGGACAACGAGUGGGUGGCGCCAAGCUUGUGCGCCGACCGUCACCGGACGUCUGCCGGCGGCGGAAAGAAGGAGGAUGAUCUCAUCGCAGGUGGGCUGCCUGGUCAGCCAGCAUCAUUUGCAAGCUCCAACAAGUUCAAGCAAUAUGCAGGUUAUGUAUCUGUGGAUGAAGUCAACGGCAGAAGCCUCUUCUACUAUUUCGCUGAGGCUGUUCAUCUUCCUUCUUCUAAGCCUCUCGUUCUCUGGCUAAAUGGAGGGCCAGGCUGUUCAUCACUAGGGGCGGGAGCCAUGCUAGAGCUGGGACCUUUUGGUGUAAAUUCAAAUGGUAAAACGCUUUAUCCAAGGCGCCAUUCUUGGAACAAAGUUGCAAAUAUGUUGUUUUUGGAGUCCCCAGCUGGGGUUGGAUUUUCUUACUCAAACACCACCUCGGAUUACCAGAAAUCUGGAGAUAAAAGAACAGCUGAAGAUGCAUACACUUUCCUGACCAAUUGGUUCAAAAGAUACCCAGAAUACAAGUCUCGAGACUUCUACAUAACAGGAGAAAGCUAUGCAGGAUAUUACAUUCCAGAGCUUGCAGACACCAUUGUCAAGAGAAACAAAGAGGCAGACCCCUCCUUGCUGAUCAGACUCAAAGGAAUAAUGAUAGGAAAUGGGAUAAUGAACAGGGAAACGGACGACAGAGGAUUUUUUGAUUACCUGUGGACCCACGCAUUGAUUUCGGAUGAGACUCAUCAAAGACUUCUGGAAUACUGCAUGAAUUCCCAAAUCAAAAAGUGCGAUUAUCUUCUGGAUGGGGCUUCGAAAGAGAUUGGAGGAAUUGAUCAUUACAAUAUCUAUGCCCCAUUGUGUUUGAAUGCGUCACUGUCAUCAAGAAACCCGAGAGGCUCUGGAGGUUAUGAUCCAUGUGAAACCGAUUAUGUUCACAGUUAUCUCAAUCUUCCUCAAGUUCAGAAAGCUUUGCAUGCCUACAGAACCAAUCUGCCCUAUCCAUGGCAGCUUUGCAGUGCCAUCAUAGUUUGGAACGAUAGCCCGUCAACUAUGUUCCCCAUAUACAGAAGGCUGAUCGCUUCUGGUCUUCAAAUACUUCUUUACAGUGGCGAUGUGGAUGCAGUGGUUCCAGUGUCUAGCACUCGAUACUCCAUCGACGCCUUAAAUCUUACAGUGGUUAAGCCUUGGUCUCCUUGGACAGAUGCUGGCGGAGAAGUGGGAGGAUAUCUAGUGGCUUACAAUGGACUGAAUUUCGCAACAGUUCGAGGUGCUGGCCAUCAAGUUCCAAUGUUUCAGCCGAGCAGAGCCUUGUCCCUAUUUAAGAUGUUUUUAGCAGCACAUUAGUGCUUUCAAGCUCCAAUGAGAGCUUGAUUACUACAACUGUUAUGCUGAAAAGAUGAGAGAAAUAGUUCAAUCGGCUAAAAUAAGUGCUUCAGCUUUUGUUGAUUGUAAUUUUCUGCUACAAUGGUCGAAGCUUAUCCACUUAUGGUAAUGAAUAAAGUCUAUGGCUUUGUACUCUGUAAACAUUUCCAACCAGUUAAGAAAGAAUUAAUGGUCUGGUGCCGUAAAGAAAUCUUACACUAGCUGGGGACUCAAGGAAAAGGAUAUUUGCCACU
Molecule: messenger RNA, 1920 nt
Organism: Diospyros lotus (date-plum)
Lineage: Eukaryota; Viridiplantae; Streptophyta; Magnoliopsida; Ericales; Ebenaceae
Product: serine carboxypeptidase II-2-like
Exons: 10
Coding region: 158-1648 (496 amino acids)
Biological process (GO): proteolysis
Cellular component (GO): vacuole
Molecular function (GO): serine-type carboxypeptidase activity
Source: RefSeq, a predicted model, not a curated record